CGACGGAGCGACGUCAUGUCCGAGACGAUCCGGAAGUGGCAUGAACGCGGAAGUCCUGGUAAGGGACGCAGGCAGAGACUCCGGCCAGGAUGGACGUUCACAGCCAAGCAGUUGGAGAAGCUCUCCAAGAAGGCGGAAAAGGAUUCCAAAGCUGAGCAAGCCAAAGUCAAGAAGGCCCUUCAGCAGAAGAACGUGGAGUGUGCCCGUGUCUACGCAGAGAAUGCCAUCCGGAAGAAGAACGAGGGCGUCAACUGGCUCCGCAUGGCUUCCCGAGUGGACGCGGUGGCCUCCAAGGUCCAGACUGCAGUGACCAUGAAAGGGGUGACGAAAAACAUGGCCCAGGUGACGAAGGCCUUGGACAAAGCCCUCAGCUCCAUGGACCUGCAGAAGGUCUCGGCUGUGAUGGACAAAUUUGAGCAUCAGGUGCAGAACUUGGACGUUCAUACUUCGGUGAUGGAGGACUCCAUGAGCUCAGCCACGACGCUGACCACGCCCCAGGAGCAGGUGGACAGCCUGAUUGUGCAGAUCGCGGAGGAGAACGGCCUGGAGGUCAUGGAUCAGCUGAACCAGCUGCCCGAGGGCGCCUCGGCGGUGGCAGAGAGCUCCGUGCGUUCCCAGGAGGACCAGCUAUCACGAAGGUUGGCUGCCUUGCGGAAUUAGCCCCCUCCUGCUACCGGGAACUGUUGCUUCAGCCUUGGCCAGCUAUGAUUUGUGGGGCCUCUGCAGGAGACUCCCGGCUCCCUCCUCCUCUUUGGACUGGUCCCUCAUUCCGUGGGCAUGUUGUGAGACUGCCACUGAACGCCUCCUCGUGGGGGGACAGCAGCGCAUCUCCUCUCUUUUUCAGCAUGGACAGGAGCCGGCUUGCCUCGGCUUGGGGGGCAAUUUUGCUGGGUUGGAUUUUUUUUUCCCCUAGAGAUUCUCCUUUCACUCCUGGCCUCCUGUCCCGUUCGUCUGUGUGGGGGAGUAGUGGGAGUGGUGGUGAUGGUGGUGGUGGGAGGAACUGGAUCCCGGAUCCUUGUAAACUAGUUCUAGCGUGGCUGUUAUGAGUGUGAGCUAGUGGGCACUCUUAAAAGGGACGGGGUCCUCAUCUGCACAGCUGCCUGUGUGUGUGGAGGGAGGCGUGGCCUGGCUCUCCUCCUCCUGUAGCCCCCACUGACGGGAUGAGGGGUCAGGCUGCUUUUCAGAGGGCGGGAGGCAUCCCCUGGCCCCCUUUGCCAGCAGCUUCGUUCCCUGCCUUGGAUUUCCACGCACCCGUAAGUGACCUUUGCAAACGAUUCUCACUCGCCAAGUACACACCCACCGUCUCUGCACCCUCCCAGACCGUGGACUCCCACCUGGUGGGCAGGUAUUUCAGCUGGGUCCCACUUCCACCUUUCCAACAGCCAUCCCUUUGAGAGGGCCAACCCCUGUGAGCAGGGCUGCUUCGGCCCUUUGCUGGAGGCCUCUGCUCUCAGAGGGACUGGUCUGGCGUUCCUUCCCUGCCGUGAUCGAGGGGACUGGGGACCUCUGCCUAGAGGGCCUUGUGCAUCAAUCCUGCCUGGUCCUUUCUGCCAAGUGGCUCUGAGAAGCUCCUUGCUUGAGAGGUCAGCUGCACAGAGUAGGAACCAAGGCAGGGAGCAGCAGCAGAGAGUGAAUGUAUCAGUCUGUUCUGUUCCUGGGAUCUGCUUUUGCUCUCUCCACCCCCCCAACCUCCCCUCCCAGUUUCUUAAGGGCUCUGUGCCUUGCCGGCUUCUUUGCCUUCCCUUCCUUCUAUACAGGUGUGAGGUGUGUGGGGUGGGGGUGGGUGGUUGGGCAGCGGCAUGUAUUCUAGCCUUUUUCAGUCAAAGGAGGGGCAUGCUUUCCUACUCUUGGGAAAGUGUUUGCCUUUGCCUCUUUUUCCCCCCGAAAAAGGAUAUAAACCGAGUACUGUCAAUUCCUGGAUGUUGUUUUAAAUAAACGAAUACUCUCUGGAAAUCA
This is a messenger RNA of Sphaerodactylus townsendi, 1956 nucleotides long. RefSeq names its product charged multivesicular body protein 1A (gene CHMP1A). Gene Ontology annotation, biological process: endosome transport via multivesicular body sorting pathway; protein transport; late endosome to vacuole transport. The record is from RefSeq and is a predicted model, not a curated record. Gene Ontology annotation, cellular component: multivesicular body; ESCRT III complex. Bases 16 to 660 code for a protein of 214 amino acids. Lineage: Eukaryota; Metazoa; Chordata; Lepidosauria; Squamata; Sphaerodactylidae. The transcript is spliced from 6 exons.